GUGAAAGCAAAAGUAAAAGUGACACAGAUGUGAAUCUUCGUUCGUGAGAAGAGACUGGCAUUGUGCCUGGAAUGUUUGUAGAUGUCGACAUCUCCUACCGAUCUGUGCCAAGACCCAUAUCCGAACUUCGUCAGACAUGGAUUUCUUGGUCGCGAUGGAACCAAGUUCCUUAAACUACAUGCAGACACGCUUCUUUUCCGAAGCAGAAAAUCCCAUCAGUGUUGUUACUGACGUUGACGGCAUCGAGAGAGUUGGUGAAGGCCCCGAGCAGAGUCAGGAGACCAGUGCUGCGGCAGAAAGCGCCACACGACAGUCACUUAACCCUCGUGUUCAAUUUUUACGGCUUUCGGCUCUAGUACGGGGAAGACAAGGUAUCGCAGGCGCGACUCCUCCAUACCAGCCAGUGCCGCCAUCUCUAUCCCGCACAGCCACCGAAGACGCAGAGGAGAGUGUUAGCGAUCUUCUAGAAGUCAGAGCUAGCUCGCCGUUGCGGAACCUCGCCUUCUCAAGAGAUCCGCGAGUGCAUGAGUCACGACAACUCCGUCACACGAUCUCUCAUUCCACGUUGCAACAUUUUCAAACACCACUCCCUCCAAAACCAACGAAGAUGCCUCAGACCGGGUUCCAAGCGUUGAUACUAUGUGGUCCUGGUAUCGGACUCAGCACCUUCACCAGUGUGCCUAGCGAAUAUCCCAAGGCUUUAGUUCAGAUAGUCAACCGACCUAUGGUAUGGUACGCCCUCGACUGGUGUUAUCGGAUGGGCGUCACGGAUAUAACUCUCAUCACUCCGCCAACCUCGAAAGGACCUAUUGCCGCAGCUUUGGCACAAAAUCCCUACCUGACGUCUCUUCCCUCCCCAAGCCCCGACUUACUAGCUCCUGAAGCGCUCGAAUUCACAACACCCACAGCAGAACUACUGAGACUGCCCGAGGUACAAGCUGUUAUCAAGUCAGACUUCGUGGUAUUACCUUGCGACUUGAUCUGCGCCAUUCCUGGAGAAACCUUCCUUGAGACAUACCUUACGAGGCUAGGUGGGCCUGGCGGUAUUGGCUGCAAUGAAGACGUUGAGGCAACGAGGAAUCAGCUUCUUGCGCUCGGAGGCGAACGCCGAGGGCGUAGGGGUGGUCUGUCAAUAUGGUACAACACGAUCGAUCGGGAAGAAAGCGUCAAAGGUGAAGAAUGCGAUUUCAUGUGUACUACCAAGCUUGAUCCGGAACAUGACAUACCCUUGCUGAAAACGUCUUCCGCCCAGACGCAGGGUAUUCUACGCAAACUAGUAUGGGCCAUGCCCAUGUCUGAGCUCUGGGAUCAGUGCGAAGAAGACAAAUCAUGGAAGAUCCGACAGUCACUCCUCCGAAAACACGGCGCUAUCAAGUGCAUGACGAAGUACCGCGAUUCGCAUAUCUACUUCUUUCCUCACUGGGUCAAAGACUUUGCACUAACCAACGAAGAUUUUGAAUCUGUCAGUGAAGAUCUGGUCGGAACAUGGGCGAAGGCCGAGUGGCGCAAACCUAGUUAUAGGGCACGACUCGGCGCCAGAAAGAUCUUCUCACCAAAACCUGCAGCGGGGCGAACUGACCUCUCAAAUCAUGAACGUCCCAUCGAGGAAGAAAUUGACCUACUCUCGCUGAGCAGUACUCAAAUUACUACGCAACCGUCAACAGACUCGACACCUGCUCGCACAGCCCGUCUCGCAUCGAGAGUUCCUGUCGAGCUCCUCUCUCCUGACAACUCUUCUCAUUUGGACGAGGAAAGCGGACCAGUGCCACUUGUUCCACCUAUCCUCUCAUACAUCUUACCCUCAAGCUCUGAUGCGCCUUUGGUGCGCCGCGUCGACAACACCCCGCUUCUCCUAUCCGUCUCCCUCGCUCUGGCCAAAUUGCCCUCGGCAGAGGAAUCGACUGCGGCCAAAACCCCCGUCUCGCCCUUCUCACAUCCUGUGAAGAUCCACGCGACAACUACCAUCGCGCCGCGGGUCACUAUCUCCCGCGCCGACACCCUGAUCGACAGUAACAGCACCGUCGCGACACAGUGCGUCAUCAAGAACAGCGUGAUAGGGGCAUCGGUAGCAAUAGGUACCGGCACAAGGAUUACAGGAUGUGUCAUUAUGGACGGUGUUACGAUUGGAGAUAAGUGUGUCCUCACGAAUACCGUGAUUGGGAAGAAGGCCAAGAUUGGAAAUAAGGCAACGUUGACUGGCUGUGAGGUGCAAGACGGCAAUGCUGUGGCCGAUGGGACGGAAGGGAAGAAUGAGAAGUACCUCGUCGGCGGGCUCGAGGACGAAAUGGAAGGUGACGACAUGGGAUAUGACGAGGACGAUGAGGAUAACGCGGGUGAAGGACUGAGUCUAGAAGAGCCGUGAAUAAUUCCCUUACCCAACUAUGAACAUUGGGGGCUAGCAGAGGUGCACCCACAGCGCUGAUAGCAGUGGCAGAACUUCCGAAACUGGACGACUGUACAAUCAAGAACGGGCAGCUGGACGAGAUAAGAUAUGUUGACGAUGAUAGCAAGCCGUUUCUGUCUAGUCGAUGAGAAGCGCUCGACUCGGGAAUGAGGUGACAAGACAAAAGUAAAGAUACGAAUGGCGACACCUACUAUCCCGCUCUACAACUGACGGUAUUGGCUGCUAAUUGUUCGUCGGACGAGUUGUAUGUUACCUUAGAUUUGAUAGGAAGGGAGCAUGACUGGUAAAUGUAGGCCUUACAGCAUAUAGCUUCCGGCGGCUCAUGGCCGAAGAGGGGAUUUGGCGUAGGCGGUCUCCAGAACGUCAACCCCAGUGACAUGGUUGUAGGGUGACAUAUUUGACUCUGCCUGCUA
Messenger RNA from Exophiala viscosa, 2817 nucleotides. Its product is annotated as translation initiation factor eIF-2B gamma subunit. The record is from RefSeq and is a predicted model, not a curated record. Bases 137 to 2362 code for a protein of 741 amino acids. NCBI's taxonomy places the organism in Eukaryota, Fungi, Ascomycota, Eurotiomycetes, Chaetothyriales, Herpotrichiellaceae. The transcript has a single exon. Gene Ontology annotation, molecular function: translation initiation factor activity; guanyl-nucleotide exchange factor activity. Gene Ontology annotation, cellular component: guanyl-nucleotide exchange factor complex; eukaryotic translation initiation factor 2B complex. Gene Ontology annotation, biological process: cytoplasmic translational initiation.